CGACUUCCAAUUCAUUCCAAAGGUUUUCAGUGGGGUUGAGGUCAACACUCGCUGCAGGCUACUGGGGUUCCUCCACACCAAAUUCAUCAAACCAUGUGUUUAUGGACCUCACUUUGUGCACAGGGGUACAGUCAUGAUGGGACAGGAAAGGACCUUCAGCAAACUAUUGCCACAAGUUUGGAAACAUACAGUUGUCUAAAAUGGCUUUGUAUGCUGUAGCAUUAACAUCACCCUUCCCAGGAACUAAUGGGCCCAAACCCUGAAAAUCAUCCCUAGAAUAUUAUCCCUUCUCCACCAAACUUUACUCUUGGUACUAUCCAUUCCAGUAGAUACCAUUGUCAUGGCAUCUGUCAAACCCAGAUUCGUCCAUCAGACUACCAGAUAGUGAAAGGUGAUUCGACCACGUAUCCACUGCUCCAGUGUCCAGUGCUGGUGUGAUGUACACCACUCCAACUUAUGCUUGGCAUUGCACAUAGAGAUCUUAGGCUUGUGUGCACUUGCUUGGCUAUGGAAACCCAUUUCAUGAAGCUCCUGACACAGUUCUUGUGUUGAUAUUGCUGUUGUGCUGCUGAUCCAACAGAGGCUAGGCCAUUUUCACAUGGUACACGGUUCAGAAUUCUUCAGCCGUGCUCUUUGAGUUUGCAUGGUCUACCACUUCAUGGCUGAGCUGCUGCUGUUCUUAGAUGUUUUCAUUUCACCAUAAUAGCACGUACAGUUGAGCAGAAUAGAUCUAGCAAGGCAGACAUUUUAUAAACUGACUUGUGACAGAGGUCGCAUCCUAAGACAGUGCCACGUUUAAAGUCACUGAGCUCUUCAGUAUGACCCAUAGUACUGUCAGUGUUUGUCUAUGGAGAGUGCAUGGCUAUGUGUUUGAUUUUAUGCACCUGUCAGCAGUGAGUGUGACUGAAACACCUAAACUCAGUCAUUAGGAGCACCUACAAUGUGCACUUAUUGGUCCGUCUCGCUGUUUUGAAUUGUAGGAUUAUCAUCUGCGCAACUACAAACAGAUCUACGGUAACGUGCGCAACUACAAACAGAUCUACGGUAAUGUGCGCAACUACAAACAGAUUUACGGUAAGAUGCGCAACUGCAAACAGAUUUACGGUAAGGUACAUGUUAGACUCAUCGUCGCCAUGGAUACCAAGGAACUCGAAUGGGUUUGGGAAAUGAGCGCAACGUCUUUGCAGCUUCACAUCUUAUUAAGUUUUAUUAUCGUUUGUGGUUUCUCAAACGUGCUGUUUUUAUAAGUUUAGUUACCUUGUUAAAUCUUAGCACAUUUACUGUUAGCAAGUAACGGAGGGUCUGCUGGCAUCUGUGUGUAACAAAGGUUUUUAAUAAAGCGACACACAUCUGCUAGCUAUACACAACACUAGCUGUUUUGUUUUGGGUUUCCUAAUAAAUUUAUGUCCGUGUAGUUGAUUCAGACGUACAGGACUCUUGUGUAAACUGUAAAAUCCAUGAUUAAACUGAAAAAUAUGAAGGAAACUGCGUUGCUGCAUGAAAAGACAGAAGAACCGAAAGCCUCGCACGAAGCAUUAGAGUUUCUUUCCAGCAUAGGACCUGAAGAUGUAGAUCAGUGCCUGUUUGUGGACUCUAUGGUGACGGUUUCAGACACUGGCAGAGAGCUAGGAGAGUUCUGUGUUAGUGUACAGAAGGCCAGCUAUAAGGAUGAACCUUGUUAUUUGGUACACGCUAACAGCCAUGGAGCAAUUGACAACAUCCCGUGUGGCACUUCUAUUACGGCUUAUGUAUCCAGGAGCCUCAACACUCUAGAAGAGAAUCAUGAUGAAUAUAUGAAGCUGCAGGAACACACACUGGACAAGAAGUUACACAUAGUGAGGCAAGGCGGUCAUCUAGUGGUGAAUGGAGUCAUCACCGAGAAAGACGAAGUGAAGAAGCAAACAUUUCAAUUCCCUCUGGAUUCUCUACAAGGUUUCGUGUCUGAAGCCUCCAACCUCUUGAUCCUGCGCAUUUUGGCUCAACAAAAGAAAGUUCCAGAAAAUUUGACAUUCCUGUCAUUUGAUGCUGACACCCAGAUUGGUGUGUCAUCCUAUCGGGAGCUGGAGGUCAAGAAGCAGGUGGUUGGCAAUGAGGUGGUGGAGGUGUUUGGCAUUGAGAGGACGGUCUCCUCGGCAGAAAAAAUCCCUGCAAUCUGGCACUGCUACUUCCUGCCAGAUGGACAUUUAGCCAGCAGAGUGCAGGUGGGCUCGUCAGUAACAAUGCACCUCCUACAGCUUCCUCCUGUAGUCAGUAGUCAGGAUGAGAGAGAUCAUAAGUCAGUUUGUGAGAAGAAGCCCCUGGUCUGGGAAGAGGACAUCGAGCUAUACUCGAAGUUUCUCGACAGAAAGGAAGAGCUGAAGGCUGCUCACUCCUCCUAUGUUAGACAGCACCCUGAGCUUAAAGCACUACUGGCUGACUUCCUACAAAUGCUACUGUUAAGAAAGCCUCAGGAUGUUUUCUCUUUUGUCCAUGACUUCUUCAUUCCUUUCGACUCUCAGCGCCCACCAGACAGCACCUUCAAUGCGUCACAAAAUAUAACAGCUGCACAAGAUGAUAAAUCCUAGCCAAUCAGGCUUGAAUGUUUUGCAGUGAAUAUUUUAAUAAAGCUUUUGCAUUUGUGCCAGAUGUGAA
This is a messenger RNA of Ictalurus punctatus (channel catfish), 2631 nucleotides long. RefSeq names its product ciliogenesis associated TTC17 interacting protein (gene catip). The record is from RefSeq and is a predicted model, not a curated record. Gene Ontology annotation, biological process: cilium organization; actin filament polymerization. NCBI's taxonomy places the organism in Eukaryota, Metazoa, Chordata, Actinopteri, Siluriformes, Ictaluridae. Bases 1458 to 2564 code for a protein of 368 amino acids. The transcript has 10 exons.